GGUGUACCAGGGAAUGGCGACUUUCAGUUUGACUAAGCUUAGGUUUUUCGCCUUGAUCAAAACGUUUCGGCCAUCGUAUGCAAAUUUCAGAAACAUCCAUAGUAGUAAUGAUAUUGUGUUUAGGGAGGGCUUAGAGCGGUAUGUAAGUGAACACGAACACGCGCUGGCUGCCUGCCAAAUCUACGGAAAUCACAUCGAAAAGGAGGAGAGGGUGUCGGAGACUUUCGGAGAGACCACAUUCUGGAGAUUUGAUUGGUAUGAAUAUCGUGAUACAACGACGAGAGAAGAAAAAAUUCUUGGAGUGCGAUCUAGGACGGUGUUUGCCCGGGGAUAUGAAGCGAUAAACAAUUACAUUAAAAACGGAGGCAAGUUGCAAAAUUCACAAGAAGCGAUCGCAUUUGCUGCUUUGAAGAGAUUUUGUUUCAAGAGAGAAGAACAUGAAAAGUCUCUGCAGAAAUUAAGUUACAAAACAUCAGAAGCGCAUGUUGCAUCGAUUGUGUCGCAUCAUCUUUUAUCCCAGAUGCUUCCCUACCCAUCCAACUACUUUGUGGACAGUUAUUACACCAAUGGUAAAUCAGAAGUCUACUGUCCCUGUGGGUGUGGGGAGCCUAUAAACUUUGGCAGUACACUGACUGGUAGUCCUAAUCUUUUCUAUGGUUUUGCUGAUGCUGUUCUUCUACCUUCAAAAAGAAAUCAAUAUACGGAUACAGAAUACAGUACAUCAGCUGUUUUCUCUGUGAAAAAGAAGACUGAUGAAAUGUAUAGACACAGACUGGCAUACCAAGACUUGAUGUAUCCCAGUUCAGACUCAAAUGAAGAGGAUGGUAUUUCAAGUGAAGAGCACAUAUCAGAAACAAAUAUUUGUGAUGAGACACUGCUGUGUAAACAAGCAAUUGCUGUGUCCUUCUGCAAGUACCGGAAUUUCCUCAACAAUGACAACAGGAGAAAUGAUUUAAGCAACUUUGUUCCUGCAGUGCCAGUUUGUGCCAUAACAAAUGAUGCCUAUCAGUUUGCCGUGUAUCACCCUGAACUUGAUUGUCUCUUGAAAAGCACAAAACCACUGAGACUGUUUGAUGAGGAUUACCAUUACCUUAAGUUUUCAGCCAUUGUUGACUUGUGGUUAAUGAUAUAUCACAGUUUGUAUUUUAGCCAGCCAAGUCCACACAUUGCAGAUAAGCUAAGAGGAACAGCAAAUCUUAUUCCUCAACUUGGGGAAAAAAGGUUUGAAAAUGUUGUCAGAAGUUCUCACUGGUUGUUCUUGCCCCAUCUUUGUCAGAAUCCUUUUUCUAGGGUUCCAAAACUACGGUUUUAUGAUUGAUCUGAUGUAUUUGUAAUUUGCUGUAUGUGCCCCCAAAACGUAAGUGCGGUGUAUUUUUUAUUGUCAUUUGUCAUAUGAUCAAUUCAAAUAUAUAAUGCUUACGUAAUGGCGUAUGCACGAGAAUGUUUUAAUGAUCUGAAAUCUCCGGUAAAGUUCGCACAUGUAUAUGUUUGGCGUACCAUAAGCGUAAUCUCAUCAGUUGUCAAUUGUUAUUCAAGAUUGUAUGUGGAUCUAGCCUUAGUGUGUGAUUUGUGCUUUAAGUUUAUUUGCUAUUACAUGUAUAUUUCAGUUUCCACCCUCGGUGAGAGAGGUCUGUGAGCUGUUUUAUUUGGCCAAUAAAUACAUUUCCGAAUA
Molecule: messenger RNA, 1672 nt
Organism: Magallana angulata
Lineage: Eukaryota; Metazoa; Mollusca; Bivalvia; Ostreida; Ostreidae
Exons: 3
Coding region: 14-1318 (434 amino acids)
Source: RefSeq, a predicted model, not a curated record